CUACGCGCCGCACUGUUACAAUUGUAUUAGUAGCAUGUUUUCAUUUGACGUGUUUGUGGAACCUAGUAUACGUCCGAACAACCACAAGAAGAUACGCAGGCAUACCGCUGUCGCCAGGUACGUAUAUAACUAGAUGAGUGACGAGCAUAAGCCAGCAGUUUCCCGUUCCCCUCACGCACAUACGCGGUAGACCCACUAUAUCAUCAACGUAGACUUGGGACCGUCUAUGUUAUCCGUAGCGUGACGGAUGGAGUAUCCCUAUAUAAAGACCUGCUGCGGAUGCUCUCAAGUGGCACUAGUGGGUGGACGAGCAGACUCAGAAUCGCGGUUUGGCACGCUUUAGUCUCUCGUAGACUCGCGUAGCGACCCUGAGCGCAGACGUCUACACGAUGGCGCGAACCAGUGUCAUGGAUCACCGAUUUCUAGUUGGUCUGUUAGUAUGCUUAGUCGUAGUCACCGUGAACAGCCAGGGUCCUCCUGGAGGGAGAGGGAGAGGACCACCUGAAAAAGGUUCAACACCUGGCAGACCUGGCAGAAGACCGCCUACUAGACGAGAAGGAGAAGGAGAAGGACGUGAGGGCGGGACUGACAGUGAUAUUAUCCCCAUCUGCCUGUGCCCUCAAAUUUGGGAUCCGCGAUGCGGUACAGACGGCGUAAUUUACGGAAACGAAUGCGAACUAAACUGCGCCAAGAGAGAAGGGAACUCAGCGCUCGAAUCAACGUUCAUGGCAGAAUGUGAGGGAGUUGAGCCAACCCAGCGACCGCCACCUCCUUGCAUUUGUACUGCUGACUACAGACCACAGUGUGGCACCGAUGGCGUGACCUAUGGAAAUCUGUGUAACCUGCAGUGUGCUCAGAGGCAAAAUCUAGACGUGGAACUUGCUUACGAAGGGGAAUGUCAAGGAGUUGAGCCAACCCAGCGACCGCCACCUCCUUGCAUUUGUACUGCUGACUAUAGACCACAGUGUGGCAACGAUGGUGUGACGUAUGGAAAUCUGUGUAACCUGCAGUGCGCCCAGGGACAGAAACUAGAUAUAGAACUUGCGUAUGAAGGCGAAUGCCAAGGAGUUGAGCCAACCCAGCGACCGCCAUCUCCUUGCAUUUGUACUGCUGACUAUAGACCACAGUGUGGCACCGAUGGCGUGACGUAUGGAAAUCUGUGUGGCCUGCAGUGCGCCCAGGGACAGAAACUACACCUAAAACUUGCUUAUGAAGGCGAAUGCCAAGGAGUUGAGCCAACCCAGCGACCGCCAUCUCCUUGCAUUUGUACUCAUGACUAUAGACCACAGUGUGGCACCGAUGGCGUGACGUAUGGAAAUCUGUGUGGCCUGCAGUGCGCCCAGGGGCAGAAACUACACCUAAAACUUGCUUAUGAAGGCGAAUGCCAAGAAGACACUUCAAACAAGCUAGGAUCAUGCCCAACAGUAGAUACACUCGCCUGCCCGACACAACCUACGCAGUGUCAGAGUAGCUUGGAAUGUCCGGGAGAAGAGCUGUGUUGCGAUGGAGGAAGUACCUGUGGCAGGAUUUGCAUUACACCACGACUUACAGCGUGCCACAUCGGGAAGCUGAAUGCCGAUCUGUUUGAUGGCGUUGGUCAUUUCACUCCACUCUGCACGGAGUCGGGCGAGUUCGAGCCCAAACAGUUGCAUGGAAGCACGGGAUACUCCUGGUGUGUGUACCCCACGGGCAAAAGGAUAGCUGGCACGUUCACCCCACCAGGAACGGAACAGCCUGACUGCGAAGCUGCCAGGAGAAAUCUGGACACUCAUCCGUGCCCCCCUGUAGUUUGCUCCAUGUCGUGUGAGCAUGGAUUGGCGCUUGAUGGUGAUGGAUGCGAAAUUUGUGAAUGUCGGUCUUCGCCCUGUCAGGGUAUAUACUGCGGAGAUAAUAGGCACUGCGAGACAGUAGAUGUACAGUGCGUCAGAGCUCCAUGCCCACCCUUGGCUAAAUGCAUCGUAAACACGAGUCCGGAAGAGGCCAGCCUAGAGCCGUCCUGCAAUGACAUCCAGUGUGGCCCCGAUGAAGUGUGUGUGCUGAGGGAAGUAUACUGCAUACGAGCACCCUGCGAUUUGCCUUUCCCGGAAUGCAUGUCUAGGGGAGUGGUUCCGGCUGAUGUGCCCACACACUGCACGCACCGUCUAUGCCGAAUCUACUGCGAAUACGGCCGGGUGAAGGACGAACAAGGCUGCGAUACCUGCGAGUGCCUAGAGGCUCCAGCGGAGUGUCCGGCCGUACGAUGUCGUAACCAGUGCGAGUUCGGCAGAAGGAAGGACACCAACGGUUGCGAUACGUGCGAGUGUAACGACAACACGCCUACCACCUGCCCAAGAGCGCAGUGUAGAUUAUUCUGUCAGCGAGGAUUCAAAAAGGACACCAACGGUUGCGAUAUCUGCGAGUGCAACGACAACACGCCUACCACCUGCCCAAGAGCGCAGUGUAGAUUAUUCUGUCAACGAGGAUUCAAAAAGGACACCAAUGGUUGCGAUAUCUGCGAGUGCAACGACGCACUGGCAGUCACCCUGUGCCCGCCGAAGGGUACGUGUCGCAUGUUCUGUGCGCUUGGCUUCAAGAAGAACGAGAAUGGCUGCGAGACGUGCGAGUGCGAGGAGGCGGCGUGUGAAUCACCGCGCUGCGCACUGCAGUGUCAGACGGGACUACGCAGACUCGACAACGGGUGUCUGACGUGCGAAUGUCGUCCGGAGAGCACCAGCGACCCCGGUCUUCCCCUGGGCUGUCCGUUCUUCAAGUGCAGCAGCAACUGCGACGACUAUGAAUACGAUGAGAGCGGCUGUCGGACAUGCACUUGCCUGCAGCAAUCUAAGGAGCAGAAUUUUAUAUCGGGACUACUCGAUAAAGCAGUAUGCGAGAUGCCCCGGCACGGCGCGAGCGGUAUCAUGUGUCUCGCGUACAUUCCGCGCUGGUGGUUCAACAAGGACACGAGAGAGUGCGAGCGCUUCAUCUACGGUGGUUGCAGCGGAACCGACAACAACUUCGCGACGUACGAGGAGUGCAGGAGCAGAUGCGCGCCGAGAGAGGCCGACGUCUGCACUCAAUCGGUCAGUGCAGGUAACUGUGACGGUUUUCAUAUGCGCUGGCAUCACAACCCCGCCAGCAACCGCUGUGAACGUUUCACUUACACUGGCUGUGGAGGCAAUGGCAAUAACUUCGACUCUUACCUCGACUGCCUUGUGCAGUGCUCAGGUGCAGGAGCUACCUUGGAUCCGAAGCAGGGGCCAUGCCCCAGCGAGACUUUCCUCACACGCAGUCAGUGCGAAUCUGCUACUGCCUGUGAAAACGAUCAAGAUUGCAGUAGGCUGGGGCGCUGUUGUGGGUCACGCGAAUGUGGGCAGGUGUGCGCAGUGCCUGAAUCACUAACAGCAUGUCAAAUUAAAGCAGCUAAUACGGGAGUGCAGCGGCAGCAAUAUGAUGUCGAAGACGCGAACGCGAACAUCGCUGAUCUACAGAAGUACACGCCAUACUGUGACGCGUACGGCGGCUUCGAGCAGAUUCAGUGCGAUACUAACGAUGGAACGUGCUACUGUAUGACGGAACACGGCGCUGCAAUAUACGAAACGAGAGUGGCAGCCCAGCUACCCACUUGUCCCGAUACCAGUCACUGCAGCAGAGUAUCGUGUGAUAACCUCGAAUGCGAAUUUGGUGUGAGGUACACAUGGGAUGAAGAUACUCAAUGCGAAAAGUGCGAGUGUGAUUUUAACCCUUGCCAGCUGGUAACUUGCAAAUCAGGGACGGAGUGUAAAGCAGAGCAAGUUCGCUGCUCUAGUGACUUCUGCCCAUAUGUUGUUCAGUGUGCAACAGUUGCUACCAUAUGCCCUGAUCUAACAAGUCUGUUCUUCUGCCCGGUGGACAACCCUAUACGGUGUUCUGGGGACGCAAGCUGUAGUCAAGGAGAGCUUUGCUGCAAUGCUCCGGGAUCUUGUAGAGUACAGAAAAUGUGCAUUGAAGGUGUAUCUUCUUCUACAGCUCGGGCAGCAGAUGAUGACAACCGCUGUCGUCCGGGACCAGCCUUGAAGAAUGCAAAUGGCAGCCCUCAAACGUGUUCCCGGGGCAACCGGUGUCCUGCCAACUACAUAUGCGACACCAGCCUAGCAGAUGCAGCAGCCGUGUGCUGCCCGCAGCCACAGAUCUCACUACUUAGACCUUUGGAGCGAAGCAGGCCACAGAAUUGUAUUUGCACGAGGGAGUAUAACCCACAGUGUGGCAGCGAUGGGAAAACGUACAGCAACCCGUGUGAACUCGACUGCGCCAAACAAACUAACUCACGUCUGCAGCUAGCUUAUGCUAGAUCCUGUGACCAAGGUAAUGUGCGGCAAAACGUGGUACCACAACAAUUACCAACCAAGAAUGACUGCCAGCUUCCCAAGCGAACAGGACGAUGUAGGGCACGUAUUCCUCGUUUCUACUACAACUCUGAGACGGGAACCUGUGAGUCAUUCAUCUAUGGAGGCUGUAAUGCCAACGCCAACAACUUCGAGACAGUAGACGCUUGCGAGGCCAAGUGCAUGGGAGAGAAGACCGCGCAGGCACUGGACUCGAGACUAGAUGACCCAUUGGUUUGUCCUGACCUGUCAGUGUUUUUCGACUGCCCCUUACCUGUACGGGAAGUGAGGAUAUGCGAUGCCGAUGCAGACUGUGCACAGAAGGGUGAUAAAUGUUGCCGAGCAGCAGGAGCAUGCAGGGUGGCGAGAAUGUGCUACCCAGCCAUCAAACAGUCAGAGAUACCGCCUCCAUUCAAUCCCUGCCGAGUAGGAGAACCACUACGUGACCCAGAAAAUCCUUCUAAGAACCGAGUGUGCUGGUCAGAGUCACCAUGUCCGGCCAAGUAUACGUGUUUCACGGAGAUCGCUGAUGCCGCUGCUGUAUGCUGCCCCGAGGAACCGACAUUGCCACCUCUGAUUGAAGAUGAACCGAUUAGACUAGUACCAGCAUGCAUUUGCACCUCGGAGUAUGACCCACAGUGUGGCAGUGAUGGGAAAACAUAUGGCAACCUGUGUCAACUGAUCUGUGCAAAGACACCAAACCAAGACCUACAGUUAGCUUAUCCACGAUCAUGUGACCAAGAACCGAGUAGACCCCCAACACCAUGUAUUUGCACCCGGGAGUAUAACCCACAGUGUGGCAGUGAUGGGAAAACCUAUGGCAACCCAUGCGAAUUAAACUGCGCAAAACAAGCGAACGCAGACCUGCAGAUAGCUUAUCCACGAUCCUGUGACCAAGGACCUGGACCAUCAGUUCCUUGUAUUUGCACGAGGGAGUAUGACCCACAGUGUGGCAGCGAUGGGAACACGUACAGCAACCCGUGUGAACUCGACUGCGCUAAGCAGGACAACGCAGGCCUGCAGCUAGCUUACCCACGAUCCUGUGACCAAGGAUUUGCACCCGGUCAGCGACCAUUCGAACAGCCAGUCAAAACCAGAGCAGAUGCCCAGGUCUGCCCGGGGGGCACCACACCCCUGGAAGACUCACGGGAUGCAGGCUACGCCAUGACAUGUUCUCAGAAUAGCCCAUGUCCUGCUCGAUUUACCUGCAAUACUGACCGCGCAGAUGCUCCAGCAGUCUGUUGUUCUCUAAGACAGCCCAGAUCAGGAGCGCAGGGGAUUAGACUCGUCGAUGGAGAUCAGAGUAAGAGUGUGAAACCAGGACAUUGCAGUUUGCCGAGCGUGACUGGACCUUGCCAAGGUUUCUUCAAGAAAUAUUUCUAUAAUUCUGAGCGAAGUAGAUGUGAAGAGUUCAUUUAUGGUGGUUGCCAGGGCAACGAAAACAGCUUUGAUACGAUCGAGGAUUGCGAAACCCAAUGUGGAGACCAGGGUAAGAGUGUGAAACCAGGAUAUUGCAGUUUGCCGAGCGUGACUGGACCUUGCCGAGGUUUCUUCAGGAAAUACUUCUAUAAUGCCGAGAAAAGUAGUUGUGAACAGUUCAUUUAUGGUGGUUGCCAGGGCAACGAAAACAGCUUUGAUACGAUCGAGGACUGCGAAACACAAUGUGGAGGUUCUACUCCCGUUGAUCCAUUCCAACGUCCGGUGAAAACACGAGCUGAUGAACAGGUGUGCCCUGGUGGUGCCACCCCUCUGGAAGAUCCCAGUGAUGAAGGUUAUGCCAAGACAUGCUCUCAGAACAACCCAUGUCCAAGUGGAUUUACCUGUAACACUGACCGGCAGGAUGUGCCAGCUGUCUGUUGUUCGUUAAGACAGCCAAGGUCAGGCAGUGGACGCCUUCCAACAUCUACAAGUUCAAUAAGCACACGGGUCGAUGACCAAGUGUGUCCAGGCGGUAACACGCCACUUUCUGACCAACGUGAUCCAACACUUGCCAGGACAUGCUCCCAACGCAACCCCUGUCCAACCAACUAUGUAUGUGAGACAAGGAGAGCAGAUGCACCAGCCGUGUGCUGCCCGCAGCCACAGAUCUCACCACCACAUGUCAAGCCACCUACUUUUCCUCAAGGACCUGGACCAUCAGCUCCUUGUAUUUGCACGAGGGAGUAUAACCCACAGUGUGGCAGCGAUGGGAAAACGUACAGCAACCCGUGUGAACUCGACUGCGCCAAACAAACUAACUCACACCUGCAGCUAGCUUAUGCUAGAUCAUGUGACCAAGGAUUUGCACCCGGUCAGCGACCAUUCGAACAGCCAGUCAAAACCAGAGCAGAUGCCCAGGUCUGCCCCGGGGGCACCACACCCCUGGAAGACUCACGGGAUGCAGGCUAUGCCAUGACAUGUUCUCAGAAUAGCCCAUGUCCUGCUCGAUUUACCUGCAAUACUGACCGCGCAGAUGCUCCAGCAGUCUGUUGUUCUCUAAGACAGCCCAGAUCGGGAGUGCAGAAUAUUAGACUCGUCAAUGGAGAAACAGGUACACCAGUAGCACCAUGCAUUUGCACCCGGGAGUACAACCCACAGUGUGGCAGUGAUGGUAAAACGUAUAGCAACCCGUGCGAAGUGAGAUGUGCAAUGGAAGCAAACCCAGACCUACAACUAGCUUAUCCACGAUCCUGUGACCAAGGGCAGACGAACAGAACAAGCCCUUCGACAACACGCCUGGACCCCAUUUGCACGCAGGAUCGCGUUUCCGGCACAUGUGAUGGCAACGAGAAACGCUGGUACUUCAACGCGGACACCAAGCGCUGCGAGCGCUUUGUCUACAGCGGCUGCGGCGGCAACGACAACAACUUUGCGAUGCGGGCAGAUUGCAUCGACCGUUGUGGCUGGCACAUAGCCCGGCCUCCACUCAACGUCCUCUGCACCAUAGAUAUCGACGAAGGACCGUGCACAAUGAAUCUCACUCGCUGGCACUACAACCAGCACACCGGACAGUGUGAGGAAUUCGCGUUCGGAGGAUGCGGUGGAAACAGGAACAAAUUCUAUGACGAGCGUAGUUGUCUGGGAGCUUGCAAUCCCAAUGGACUAUUUGGCCUCCUGCGCAAAUAGGCUGUUUUAUACGUAUUUGCCCACCUACAAAUUCCACACAUUUCCACAGAUUAUGUAGUUUGUUUAGGCUUACAACGUUCGACUAUUUCAAUGAAAAUGACACGUGUACACACCUUCAUUAAUUCAUUAUGUAAGGUUUUAAAGGAACUUGCUCUUUUAUUGUAUGGAAGUUACAUUAUAGCACAUUGUAACCUCACUAUUGAAGUGCAUAUAGUUAAUGCAGUAUGAGUAUUAAUCAAUACAGUUUGAAUUGAAAAACAACAACUGAUCACUAGACAAGAUUAUAUAUACUACAAUUGUGCAUAGAUUUGUAACAGCAACUUUCAAUAGUUACAAUACUAUAGAUACUAUAUUAUUAUAAAACUUUAUAUUAGCUGGCAAUGGUAUAUAUGUGUAUAUAUAUACAUAUAUAUAUAUAUAUAUAUAUAUUUAUAUAUAUAUAUAUAGGCUGCUAUUGAUAAGGAGAGUACAUGAACCAGAGAGAUUGGUGGUGCUCUUGUUGCCCCAAUAUACCUCAUAUACUAUUAUAAGGAGUAGUAGUUGCUAUGUACGAUAGUUUACAUUAGAACAAUGCAACUUGAAUCCAUACUUGAUGAUCUUCAUAACAUGAGACAACAAGAUUAUAUGCAUGUCACAAAUCACUAGCUUAUAGAGGUUUAGACGCACUGUAGAAUAAUAAAAGAGUGUACUGCUCAUAGCUCUGUGACCAUAUAAGGAUACCAAAAGAUCUUGAUAAUAAAAUCGUUUUUGCAUCGA
This is a messenger RNA of Priapulus caudatus, 8201 nucleotides long. RefSeq lists its product as uncharacterized. Gene Ontology annotation, molecular function: serine-type endopeptidase inhibitor activity; protein binding. The record is from RefSeq and is a predicted model, not a curated record. NCBI's taxonomy places the organism in Eukaryota, Metazoa, Priapulida, Priapulimorpha, Priapulimorphida, Priapulidae. Gene Ontology annotation, cellular component: extracellular region. The transcript has 37 exons. The coding region runs from base 390 to 7445 and encodes 2351 amino acids.